UCAAACCAAAUGUUUUGAUCUCUAAAUUUAACAAUCUUCUGCUAAUUUUGGGAUAGUCCAUGAAUUUGAAGUACAUAUAUCCCAUGAUAGUCUUAAUCCUCUUCGGGGCGUAAAAAAAAGUAGUAUUUUUUUCAAAAACUUCAAACUUUAAUAAUGGUGUCUUCUCUCUUCAUUCGCCCUCUUGCUCUUGUUCUCUCCCUUGUCCUACUCCUCCCUUCCUCCCUCGUUGAUGGCUCUGCAGAAUCGAACCCAAACCCAAUCUUGACCUACCAUGCCGGUCCUCUCCUCACAGGAAACAUAAACUUGGCCAUCAUAUGGUACGGCAAUGUGGGUCGCAGCCAGAAGGUUGCCAUUAGAAACUUCAUUAAAUCCUUGAAUCUCAACAGCAUAGAUGCAGAUGUCCAGCCACAAGUGUCUACGUGGUGGAAAGUAGUUGAGAGCUACCAGGGGGCAGUGCCAGGGAGCGGCGGAAGUAGCCCACCAAUUAGAGUGAGGGCUUACAAACAAAUGAGCGAUGCUUCUUAUCAGUAUGGCAAAAUCUUGACCGUUGAUUAUCUUCCCCAACUCGUUGAGCAGGUGACUAAAGGAGAUCCCAAUCUUCUUCCUGUAAUCCUCACUGCGAGGGACAUAACCGUGCAAGGGCUUUGCAUGGGAAAAUGUGGACUGCAUGCACUUAUUGAUGGAAAGAAACCCUGCAUCGUAGUUGGGAACCCAGAAACUGAGUGCCCUGGAGCAUGUGCAUGGCCCUUCCACAAGUCCGACAUGGGGCCGCAAGGUGUGGUGUUGCAGCCUCCAAAUGGAAACAUAGGUGCAGACGCCAUGGUGGUCGCCUUCGCAUCGGCUUUGGCUGAGGUCGUCACCAACCCAUUCAACUCUGGCUUCUACCAAGGACGCGAAACAGAUCCAGUUGGCGCUGCAAUGGCUUGCCGUGGAAUCUUCGGAAGCGGAGCAUUCCCUGGAAAUGCUGGCAAGGUCAGGAUUGACCCGAAGACUGGCGGUGCCUUCAAUGCACACGGUAACAAGAACAAAAAGUUCUUGCUUCCGGCUAUUUGGGAUCCCAGAACAUCAACUUGCUGGACCCUCAUGUAGGCUGCUAUGUGCACCUAACAGGGAGAGAGCCCAAAAACAAAAGAUAUACAGUAUAGCAUCGAGAAACUUUCCAGAUUCAAGUUUCAUCAUGUGCUUCUUGUUUUAUUAAUUCUUUGAAUUUUUUGUUUAUAUUCGAUUUUUCCUUUGAUUAAUCAUGCAAAAUUGUUAACUCAAUUAUUGGGAAUGAAUUGAGAUUUUCCUU
Molecule: messenger RNA, 1291 nt
Organism: Rubroshorea leprosula
Lineage: Eukaryota; Viridiplantae; Streptophyta; Magnoliopsida; Malvales; Dipterocarpaceae
Source: the annotation of a GenBank genome assembly